Messenger RNA from Amborella trichopoda, 2045 nucleotides. RefSeq names its product putative glucuronoxylan glucuronosyltransferase IRX7. Gene Ontology annotation, molecular function: glycosyltransferase activity. Lineage: Eukaryota; Viridiplantae; Streptophyta; Magnoliopsida; Amborellales; Amborellaceae. Gene Ontology annotation, biological process: glucuronoxylan biosynthetic process. The record is from RefSeq and is a predicted model, not a curated record.
CAAGGCCCCAUAAUUAAAUAACCAACUACAAAGCUUUGUGAUAGAAAAUGAACCGCCGACUCAUCCUCCGAUUAGUUUCGUGUUCAAGAAAUCAAUAUCCAACUGAGAGACUGAGGAUUUUCCAAGACAAGAGACGGGUCUAGGGUUCUUUCUUGGUAGAAGGAGAAGAGGAAGAGAGGGAGACAGAUUGAAGAAGAAGAAAGCGAGAUGAGAGAGAAAGAAAGGGCCUUCUUGUGGUCAUCAUCAGAGGCCUACCCCUGUGUGGUAGCCCCUUCCAUUCUACUCCACCAUUUUCACCAGAUCUGAUGCGCUCACCUCAACUCAUACCAACAAGGAUGUGACGCCUCCAUUUUUAUUUAAUUUAAAGUGGAAGGUGAUGCGCAAUAGCAGAAGGAAUGGGAAGAGGGUGGCGGGAUUGUUCAGUAAAACCAUGGGGGGGAUUGCAGAAUCGAGAGCAUCAAAGUUGUAUGGAAACAGACAUGCGAGAAACAACGAGCGGAAGUGGAGUCGAUUCGGAAGGGGCUUCUUGUGGGUUUCAUUGUUCCUCUAUUUUUGCAGCUCUGGCCCUGAUUUCCUCUGGUUCCUGAGGGGGUUUUCUCCUUCUUCUUCGUCUUCUGAUGGUUACAGCACCACGCCAAUCUCGUCUUCUCGACAUCCACAGUUCCAGAAGAAGACCACUGUUUCAACCUCAGAUUCUCUGGUAUCAAGGGCCUUGGUUGAGCUCAAUGAAACUAGAAUGCAACCGGUACAAACGCUCUCACCAGGGUUAUGGAAUGGAAUGAAGGUGUAUGUGUAUGAUCUUCCUUCUAAGUAUAACACCCGGUGGCUGUCGAACCCCCGCUGCUCCACCCACCUCUUCGCGGCGGAGGUGGCCAUACACAAAGUCCUCCUCCACAGUCCCGUCCGAACUCUGGAUCCCUACGAAGCCGAUUUCUUCUUUGUCCCUGUUUACGUCUCCUGUAACUUCAGCACCCCCAAUGGUUUUCCCGCCAUCGGCCACGCCCGUCCGCUUCUCUCAUCCGCUGUCGACGACAUAGCCAAAUCCUGGCCGUUCUGGAACCGGAGCGAUGGCUCAGACCACGUCUUCGUCGCCAGCCACGACUACGGUGCUUGCUUUCAUGCCAUGGUAGGUGCGGAGGACGUUGCAAAAGCGGAUGGGAUUGCAGAGUUUUUGAAGAGUUCGAUUAUAUUGCAGACUUUUGGAGUGAAAGGACCGCACCCUUGUCAGGACUCGGACCACAUUCAGAUUCCUCCAUAUAUUUCUCCAGAUUAUGUGAAAGCAACCCUCACUUCCCUUCCUAAAACUCACAAGCGGGAUAUUUGGGCCUUUUUCCGGGGAAAGAUGGAGAUUCACCCCAAAAAUAUAAGCGGCCGUAUCUAUAGCAAGGGAAUUAGGACGAUGAUAUGGAAAAAUUACCAUCAUCACCGAAAAUUUUAUCUGAUGAGAGAGAAAUUCCAAGGGUACCAACAGGAAAUGGCGCGCUCCGUGUUCUGCCUGUGUCCACUGGGAUGGGCCCCAUGGAGCCCACGCAUUGUUGAAUCGGUGGCCCUUGGAUGUGUCCCCGUCAUCAUAGCGGACGGCAUCCGCCUCCCCUUCCCAGAGGCCGUACGAUGGUCCCAAAUCUCGAUCUCCGUGGCCGAAAAAGACGUGGGGAAAUUGGGGAAGAUCCUGGAGCGAGUGGCUGCCACCAAUCUAACGGCGAUCCAGAAGAAUCUAUGGACGGAGAGCAACCGCCGUACUCUGCUGUACACCGAUCCCAUCCAACCCGGUGACGCCACGUGGCACGUCUUGGAUAACUUGGCGCGCAAGCGGCACCAUCGUUCUCUAAGGAGGCGUUGGUCCAAUCAGUGAACGACACGUCUUUGGACGAUUAAAUUUUGUUUGCGGACCGCCAGCGUGGCAUGCGGUAUCUGUUGUCCUUACGUAGGGUCUGUAUACAGCUGCUAGCUGCCGGGCUGUUCUGUUCAGAUUUGACAUUUUAUUUUUUGAUUUUUUUCUUCUCUCGUCGUCCUGGGAAAGAAUGAAAGAGAAUAAGAAAAAGAUG